Ctenopharyngodon idella (grass carp) is the source of this 3393-nucleotide messenger RNA. Its product is annotated as claudin-4-like. Gene Ontology annotation, molecular function: structural molecule activity. The transcript has a single exon. Bases 354 to 995 code for a protein of 213 amino acids. Gene Ontology annotation, biological process: cell adhesion; bicellular tight junction assembly. NCBI's taxonomy places the organism in Eukaryota, Metazoa, Chordata, Actinopteri, Cypriniformes, Xenocyprididae. Gene Ontology annotation, cellular component: plasma membrane; bicellular tight junction. The record is from RefSeq and is a predicted model, not a curated record.
UGGCAUGAAUGGAGUUUCCUGCAAAACAUUCAAACUAAUAACAACACAAAUCCAGGAAAUAAGUACUUUUUAUCAGGCUAUCAGUGUCUCAGUUAAGGUUCUGAAGUUGUUUUGCACCAGAGAACUAAGCCUUGUCAGAACUGAUGAGUAAGUAUACACACUCCACAGCUCCCUAUUCAUGUCUCAUCGGGUGAGGAAAAAGAGGGAUUUGUUAUGAAACCAUGGCAAAAACACAAAAGGAUCCUCCACAUUUCAACCAGUGUUUUUCUCCGCCCACAGCUGGAAUGCAGUACAGCUGGUUUCCGUGCUCUGGGAAAUAGAUCUGCUCUACAGUCCUGAAUAAACACGGACAUAUGGAUAUAAAAACUGAGUUUGCUAGUUUUGGGUUUGCCAGUGCAGGCUGGUUUUGCACUAUCCUUACAAGAUUUCUACCAAUGUGGAAAGUAAGUGGAAGGGUGGAAAACACCACAACAACACUUCCAUUGUACUGGGAUGGAGUGUGGUUAAACUGGCAACACCACACAACUGGAAGGCUUCACUGCACCUUCUAUCAGUCUCUGCUAUUUCUGACUGAACAUUUCAACACCUGGAAAAUCCUCAUCAUCACAUCUAUUGGAAUGGGAGUUAUUGCCAUGGCAGUUUACGCUAUUGGGUGGAUACAUUAUCCUAGGAAUAUAUGGUUUAAAGCUGCCUCCGGGCCAUUGUUUGUUGUAAGUGGGCUGCCGUUACUGGUGGUGGUAUCCUGGACUACACAUUUAACAGAUUCGAAUGCUAAUGUCUUAUUAACACGGGAAUGGGGAGCAGCGAUCUUCACUGGCUGGUUGGGCGUAGUGUUGCUUAAGGUGGGUGGUGGAGUGCUAAGCAUUAUUUGCUGUAGAGCAGUACAGAAGCAAAGACAGGAUGGAAGCCCAGCGCAAACUUCAGAGCCAGGGGUUCAGGUUCCACUCCAUACCAUUCACAGCACUACAUUUAUACAAAGCCCCCUUACUGGAUGACUUUAUUAAUGGACUGACUUAGUAGACUGUGUUUCUAAGAAUGUCUGUUGUUGCAUCUACUCUAAUAAUUAAUAUGUUCUAUGUUCUUGUGAACACUCAUUGGUCAUAUAUUUAAUGUUAGACAAAGGAACUUUGCUCUGGUUCAUGAUUCAGUGUUUGAAAACUGACAUUUUGGAUUUUUUUUAUUAUUUUUUUUUUUUGCCCUUCUUCUUUAUGAUCACCCCAUUACCAGAUCUACACAAAAUUGGUGGAUUCAUUAAAAAGAUUUUGGAAUCUUGCUCUCUGUCUCUCUCUCUUUCAUGUAAACAUCCUUCUUCUUCUGAUAUUUGCAGCAGACUAUAUGCAUCAGAGGCGUAUUGCUGCCCUCCUCAGUUCAUAUGAAGAACUACACCUAAUAGGUCAUAUCCUUAUAUAAAGUCCAGUUCGAUGCAAAAAGAUUAUAACAACCUUAAUUGUCUCACAGUCCUUAGUACUAAGAAUUGAUUUUGAUGAAUAAAUUGUAACUCCAGAUUCCAAUAACUCUGAAUAUGUGAGAUUUCUUUCUGUACGAUGGAUGACACAUUUGCAUCAAUACAUGUCACGCAGUUUCUGCAUCUCCACAUGCAUCUGCAAUCUGGAUGCUUUCCAACCAUUGCCAGCCCAUAAUUCAAAGCACAAUGCCCAAAUCUUAGUCUAGUAAUAACCACACUAUCCGUCCUUCCCAAUCUUAUAUUUUUUUGAAAGUUUCACUUUUGGCUGAAAUGAAAAAUAAUGUCUGCCUUUAUUUCCCUCUUCCCAUUCUUUCUGCCAUAGUUUUGUUGUUCCUUGCUGAAUAAUAUUUUUACACUCAACCCUUCCAUACAUUAAUUCCAAUUCAACUUCAUUCUAUACAGUUUUUAUUUAUUUAUUUAUUUAUUUAUUGCUAUUUCAUCAGCCUCUUCAUUCCCCUCUAUCCCUAUGUGUGCUGGAACCCAAAAGAAUCCCACUGUAUUUCCCAUUUUAAUUACUCGAUUUAAUGCUACUAGUAUUUCUACUAUUAAAUCUGAUCUAGCCUUACGCUUCCUUCCCUUUAUUGCCUUUUUCCAGGUCUAUUUUCCUCCACCCACCCAAGAGCCCAUAAAAUUGCCACAAGCUCUGUAAUGACUGAUACAUUAUCUGACACUCGUUUUCCAUUCGGGUAAACGUGAAUAUUUUUAUAAAUAUGCAAACUGUUCAGAGUGAUUUCAGAUUUGAAGUCCAAAAAUAUGCAUGCAUAUUUUAAUGCUGUAUCUUUCAGUACAAAACAGGCUGAUGUGCAUAUAAUACUAUAUUAUGUGCUUUAACAGCAUUGUUCAAAAUUAAUAAGAUUACUUAAUUUUGACACUGUAUUGACUUAAUUAUUAUUGCCCCAUCGUUAUUAUAUAUGUAUUUUAAGUCUGUCAUGAUUCCCAUCUCUUGUGUUCGAUUAUCUUGUGUUUAAUUGACUCUUAUUUUGAAGUAUUGCUUUUGUUUACAUUGUUCCUGUGUUCUGACUUCCUGUGUUUAGUUCCUGUUUCUUUUGUUUCAUUGCCUGCCUUAUUAGGGGCUUUCACACAGGGUAGUUAUAGGAACUUUUUUUUUAUUUAUUUAUUUAUUUAUUGAGUUAACAAUAGGGGAAUAGAGCACUUGAAUCUAUAAAACAAUGAAAUCAAAAUGUUGCAUCUUGUAUCAAAAAUCAAUCAUCUAAUACAUCAAGUAUCUUUUUCAACAGUCAAGAUGUCUUAACAGCUUUAUGAUUGUCCUGUAUUGAGAAAUAAAAUAUUAAUUUUAAUUAUAUUGUCCAUUUCCAAUAAAUCGGUAUCACAUUCCAUAAACAAGACAAUUUGAUCAGUUAUAGUAACAAACUUUUAAAACAAAGUAAGAUUAAAACAAAUAAAGAAACUUGGGACCAAAACAGUUUGGUAUAUAUAUAUUACCUACUGUAAGUACAACUGAAAAAUAAAUGUAAGAUUGUUUCUUACUCCUCUUUACAACAACAGCAUAAUGGCAAGAACCCUUCUUUAAACUUACUAAUAAAGUCAUUACAUGAAUAAUAUCUAUUUAUUAUUUUAAAGUGUGUUUCUGUCACGAUCACCAGCUGGAGUGCCAGAGGGCACUCCAUCCCAGACUAUUGUCACUCCCUCAUGGACUACAUUUUCUGUAAUACUCUGUUUGGACUCAUCAUCAAUGAUUGUCUUCAGCUGCAUUUCAUUAGCUCAUUACCCCUGCCUAUAUAAGCCUGGUUGAUUUUAACAUUUAUGGUGAAGUCUUGUAUGUGUCAGCACUGCAUUUCUGAGUGUUCAUUUAGUUUCGAUCCUGUUUGCCUGUACCCUGUUAUUGUUUGGACUGUUUAGCCUGUGUUUAUAACCUUUUGCCUGUUGUUGGAUUACCCUUCAAUAAACUACUGCAUUUGGAUCCUCAA